GCCUAGGCCUAGAGCUCUUAUGCUAUGCACAUGCAGGUUAUGCUUCGUAUGUGAUGGCUUGUAAUUUCUUUUCUGUUAUAUAUGCGCGCUGAUAUUGUUAUUGCGCUAUUAUUGAAUAUUACAUCUAUUUGAAAAGAAAGCUACAUUUUCGACAAUAGCGCAAUGUAAUAUUGUAAUGACAUAGAAGAAAUAACCUAUUGUGAAUUGGAAAAUAUGGGAAUCUAUCCAUUAAGUAUAAUUUUAGUAAAAAGUGACAGCAAAGGUGAUAGAUUAUUAUUUCGAUAUCCACAUAUGACUAAUCAUGUAAGGGAUUUGAAUCACUGUACAAAACGAAAAAACCCUUAUUCGUUGAUCAACACAGAAGAUUUAUUACAGUCUUUGCCAUUUCCAAUGUCAAACGUAAGUAAUGGAAAUUUAACUGGUUUAACUGAUGAAGUUCUUUCUACUCUAUUUGCUGUAAAGCCAGAAUUAUGUGAACAAAAGUUUGAACUAAAAGUAAAUGACGUUCGUUUUGUUGGACAUCCAACUUUAGUUCCAUCUCGUGGCUUGAAGGAAAUAAAUUCUUCGAUGCUCUUCAAUAUAGUUUUUGCACUACAAGCGCAAGCGAGUCAUUCAAUAGUAAGAUGUUAUUACGAUCUAAGCAAAAGAUUAGGCAUAGCAUUGAGACACGAAGAAAAAAGAUGUAGCUUUCUGACGGACGAGAUAAAGAUAAUGGUAUCGACGCACGAUGAGAUUGCUGGAAGGUCCGAAGGUGAAAGCGACUGCGACGAAUCACCAUAUGAAUUAAUCCUUCAAAGAAGCUCAUUGGCACGUGGUUUAAAGUCUGUGUUUAGCAAUCUCAGCACUUCUGGCAUCGUUAAUAUCAUAAUUAACAAAUGGAUUCAAGUCCGCUUCUGUCUUCCCCAGAAAAUUCAUCAAACGCAUAAAAAAGGACUAUUUAUAGAUCCCAAAAUUAUAGACAGAUGUUUGAACAGUUUAAGACCUUAUCAUGGCAUACUCUUGUUAACAGAGCCAUUGGAAUUGUUGGAGUCUUUACAAAUAGAUUGCUCUCCGGCACUGAAACGAUUGAUUCAAAUGUACAAUCCAUUGAAAAGUUUGCAGACUUUAGCCGCAGACUCUGAUCUGACACUCGCGCAGGUGUUUCAACUAACUGGCCAUUUAGUUUAUUGGGCAAAGGCUACGAUAAUAUAUCCACUUUGUGAAAGCAAUGUUUAUGUGGUUUCACCCGAUGCUGUUUUGACUAGUCCAUUACUCGAUUCUUUCUCCGAUCAUUUCCCAGGAAUUUGUUUACUUCAAGUAAUCAAUGAUUUCUCUCUACCAACUUCGAUUAGUCAAAAGUUGAAUCCUUUAAGUCAGCCGCAACAACAAACGCAAUUGGUAAAGAUAAUCAUAUGGUUAUUAAAAAAUCAUUUGCUCUUGCAGUUGCAUACGUACGUGCGAUAUAUACCAACGGUGUAUGGACGUUCGUCACUA
Messenger RNA from Monomorium pharaonis (pharaoh ant), 1473 nucleotides. Its product is annotated as GATOR complex protein NPRL3. Gene Ontology annotation, biological process: negative regulation of TORC1 signaling; TORC1 signaling; cellular response to amino acid starvation. The record is from RefSeq and is a predicted model, not a curated record. Gene Ontology annotation, cellular component: GATOR1 complex. Lineage: Eukaryota; Metazoa; Arthropoda; Insecta; Hymenoptera; Formicidae.